Aspergillus calidoustus is the source of this 1218-nucleotide messenger RNA. NCBI's taxonomy places the organism in Eukaryota, Fungi, Ascomycota, Eurotiomycetes, Eurotiales, Aspergillaceae. The record is from the annotation of a GenBank genome assembly.
AUGGCACAGUCCGUGUCACCUGAUUUCAAACAAACACUAUCCCAAAGCACAGCACUGGGCUCCAACAAGGUUCCCGGAUGUAUCCUUGCAGCGGUGGACAGAGAUGGCCAAUACAUCCGCCACGAAACCUCCGGUUCCACAACCCUAACUUCUCCCACAACCCCCAUCGACCCCGAGAGCACCUUCUGGAUGGCCUCAUGCGGCAAACUGAUCGGAACAAUCGCCGCCCUACAAUGCGUCGAACGCGGUCAGAUCUCCCUCGACGAUGCCGACGCAAUUGCACAUGUCCUCCCCGAACUCGUGAACCCGCUCGUCUUCACGGAUCCGAAGGGUCCCGACCUGAGUACAGUCCCUGCAUCGCGGCGCAUCACUCUGCGCCAUCUCCUGUCCCAUACGAGCGGCCUGGCGUAUGAUUUCUUCGAGUCCAAGCUGCAGGCGUGGCGGGCGGGGAGGGGCGAGGGCGUUCUGUCGCUCUCGGGGGAUGUGGCGCGCACGCAUAGUGUGCCGCUGAUGUUUGAGCCUGGGAAAGGGUUUGUGUACGGGGGUGGGAUUGACUGGGCCGGCGAGCUGGUCGCGCGCCUAAACAACACAACACUAGAAGCGUACUUACAAAAACACAUCUUCCAGCCACUGGACAUGGCCUCAACUACAUUCCGUCUGCGAAACCACCCGGACAUCAAAAAGCGCAUGUAUCCAAUGUUCGCGCGGCAAGAGGAUGGAGUCCUCAUCCCCUCGCAGGACCCAUGGCCCACCGAACCCAUCGCAGACUGCGCGGGCGCAGGUCUCUACAGCAACGUUCCGGACUUUAUGACACUCCUUGCUGAUCUAAUUCGGGAUGAACCCACCGUUUUGAAGAAGGAAACGGUGGAACGAUACAUGUUCGCGGCACAAUUUGCUGCAGAUUCCGAAUCGCAAAGUGCAAUGGUCGAGUCUAUGGGUAUGAUCUCUGCGAUGACAGGGACGGACCAAAGUAAUUCCGCAACGGGUAUCAAUUGGGGGCUUGGGGGUGUCUUUUUCGAGGAGGAUGUUGGGCAUAUCAAAGCGGGGACGCUGGCUUGGGGAGGACUGCCGAAUGUGAUGUGGUCUGCGAAUCGGGAGUCGGGCGCUGCGACGAUCUUUGCGACGCAGCUUCUGCCGUAUAAUGACGCCGAGUGUUUGGCGCUGGAGAGGGGGUUUAGGGGGGAGGUUUCGCGGAUUAUGGAGCAUAGACGGCAAUAG